GAGCCAGAAAUAAGCAAAUAUAUGGCUAUAUCAACAGACCAUUGCUCCUCCUACAUCCGUACUUGGGAGUGUGACGCAAGUCGAAUCUACUCCCCCUUUCCUUUGGAUUUCACGGGUAACGCUCCCUCAGCCUCCGUCUUGGGAAAUUCGCAGACAGGGUUAGGGUCACUCCCUUGUCCUUCGCUUGCGCACCACCCCGGGCAGCAAGUCCGAAACAUUCUUCCUCAUCGCCCAACAUCGCGUCUGUACGCGUCACUCUUUCCUCUGACGGCAAACGGGGCGAAGACUUUCUGCAACUUGACCCGGCUACUAUACUACCCAAGAUGGGUCACCACAAUAUUCAGUUUGCAGGCGACGCGUCCUCGAAUAAUGGCGCUUGGAGUCCCCCGACGAGUAGGGCGAACUUUUGCGAAGAAGACUAUGUCAUCUCCUAUUAUCUCGCCGAAUUUAUCAAUGCAUUAACCAACAUCGCCUAUGUCUACCUCGCCCUCGUGGCCAUGUACCCACCAGGAGGCGGCCGCAGCCUCUUCCGCCCCAAGUACGACUUCAUGUCCAUCACCCUCUUCAUCCUCGGCAUCGGCUCCUUUCUCUUCCACGCCACCCUGCGCCAGACCCUCGAGUUCGUCGACGAGUUCUCCAUGCUGGGCCUGACCUGGUCGAUGCUGCAGGCGUCCCUCACCGCGCGCCAGUCGCCCAGGAAAGCCCGUUUUGUAACCAUCGGCCUGGCCGCCGUCUAUCUGUCGUUUUCGGCCUUUUAUCUACAGUCGGCCAAGAUUAUCUACCAGGUUUUUGCUUUUGUUACCGCGCUUUUUGGCGUCUUGUUUAGGAGUCAGUACAUGUUUCAUUUCCUCCAACCGGCGUUCCCGGAUGCGAAGCGGCGGGACUGGAACUGGCGGACUUGGAAAGCGCUUGGGAUAUGUGUUUUUGGGUAUGUGCUGUGGAGUAUCGAUCUCGAGUACUGCGCCGAGCUGAGGAACAUCCGGGAGCGGGUUGGGCUGCCGUGGGCGUGGCUUUUUGAUAUGUCUAUGCAAGUCGCGAGGGAAGUGAACGAGGAGUUGGAGAGGGAGAGGGAGAGGGAGGGAAAGAAGGAAUGA
Molecule: messenger RNA, 1094 nt
Organism: Chaetomium fimeti
Lineage: Eukaryota; Fungi; Ascomycota; Sordariomycetes; Sordariales; Chaetomiaceae
Product: ceramidase
Exons: 4
Coding region: 324-1094 (256 amino acids)
Biological process (GO): ceramide catabolic process; ceramide biosynthetic process
Cellular component (GO): endoplasmic reticulum membrane
Source: RefSeq, a predicted model, not a curated record